This is a messenger RNA of Onthophagus taurus, 1163 nucleotides long. It is a transcript of the gene RpLP0, whose product is annotated as Ribosomal protein LP0. Gene Ontology annotation, cellular component: cytosolic large ribosomal subunit. Gene Ontology annotation, molecular function: large ribosomal subunit rRNA binding; structural constituent of ribosome. Gene Ontology annotation, biological process: cytoplasmic translation; ribosomal large subunit assembly; ribosome biogenesis. The record is from RefSeq and is a predicted model, not a curated record. Lineage: Eukaryota; Metazoa; Arthropoda; Insecta; Coleoptera; Scarabaeidae.
GCUAUCAAUCAGUGUUACCACCAAACAAAAUUUUCCCGGUGACGUUUAACGGAAACACUCGUUCAUUGCGCUCGUGAUUCUCGCUUUGUUCUUAAAUUCGAAACUACGAGUCCCUAACUACGAAGAUGGGUAGGGAGGACAAAGCAACCUGGAAAUCCAAUUAUUUCUUAAAACUAAUCCAACUUUUGGAAGAUUAUCCAAAGUGUUUUAUUGUGGGCGCUGACAAUGUCGGCUCGAAGCAAAUGCAGCAGAUUCGCAUGUCCCUCAGGGGUAGCGCUGUCGUACUUAUGGGCAAAAACACCAUGAUGCGCAAGGCUAUUAAAGGGCAUUUGGAAAGAAAUCCAGCUUUAGAAAAGGUCUUGCCGCACAUCAAGGGCAAUGUGGGUUUUGUAUUUACCCGCGGCGAUCUCGUUGAGGUUCGCGAUAGAUUGUUAGAAAACAAAGUCCGUGCCCCAGCUCGUCCCGGCGCCAUCGCCCCACUUUCUGUCAUCAUUCCCGCCCAAAACACCGGGUUGGGUCCAGAAAAAACAUCUUUCUUCCAAGCUCUUUCCAUCCCAACCAAGAUUUCCAAGGGUACAAUUGAAAUUAUCAAUGAUGUGCAUAUUUUGAAGCCCGGCGAUAAAGUUGGUGCUUCUGAAGCCACUCUUUUAAAUAUGUUGAAUAUUUCUCCGUUUUCUUAUGGUUUAAUUGUUGAACAAGUUUACGAUUCAGGAACUAUUUUUGCCCCGGAAAUUUUGGAUAUAAAACCAGAGGAUCUUAGGGAAAGAUUUAUGGUCGGCGUUGCUAAUUUGGCUUCAGUCUGUUUGAGCAUUGGAUAUCCAACUGUUGCAUCUGCUCCACAUAGCAUUGCCAAUGGAUUCAAAAAUCUUUUGGCUCUUGCUGCAGUUACAGAUGUUGAAUUUAAAGAAGCUACAACAAUUAAAGAAUACAUCAAGGAUCCAAGUAAGUUUGCUGCCGCCGCCGCUCCAGCUGCUUCUGCAGCAGCUCCAGCGGCCGCUGCUGCUGCUCCGGCCAAGGAAGAAAAGAAAGAGGAAUCCGAAUCUGAAGAUGAUGAUAUGGGAUUCGGUCUCUUUGAUUAAAAUGUUUAAACAUUUUGACAUGUUGAUGAUCUUGCUGUAUUUAUUAUCAGCCUGACCAGUCAAUAAAUGCAACUUAAAAAAUAA